Fomitopsis serialis is the source of this 1416-nucleotide messenger RNA. RefSeq lists its product as uncharacterized. The coding region runs from base 96 to 1250 and encodes 384 amino acids. The record is from RefSeq and is a predicted model, not a curated record. The transcript has 8 exons. NCBI's taxonomy places the organism in Eukaryota, Fungi, Basidiomycota, Agaricomycetes, Polyporales, Fomitopsidaceae.
CCACUGACGUCCAAAGUUGGCCUCUGCUCCGACGUCGACUCGACCUGCAGUUGCGGUGGGCUCACCAAGUACAUCCAGGAAGCUACUCAUGCUUCAUGUUCCGGAUCCGAAUGGCACAUCGCACGACGUCCCUGGACCCUCACGUUAAUGGCGGCCUCUCGCUACUUCCUCAAGAAGUGUGGGACCACAUCAUCGAUGACCUUCAUAACGACCGCGGCACUAUUGCUGUAAAGGCCUGUGCUCUGGCAUGUCGGGCAUGGCUGCGGACCGCUCGCAAGCUUCUGUGGUGCCAGCUGAGCCUUAUUAGUGCUUCUCACGUGCGACUUCUCCUCCACAGGCACCCGAAUGUUGCUGGAAUGGUCCGCGAAUUAUCCGUCUUUGUCGAGAUCAGAGAGGUUUCUUCUCUGUCGGCCUUCGCAAACUUGCGAAAGCUAGACUUGUAUUUCUCGGAGCACGAGGAACAGGAUCCUGUCCAGUCUAUCUCUCAAGAGCUGCGGUUUCCGAGCAUCACGAAUCUUGACGUGCACACUCUCUAUCACUUCAUGUCGGCGACAGCGCUUGAACGACUCUUGAUUCUAUCUGUAGGUGAUGGCCCCGAUCUCUGGGGUCUCAGAGUCUUUCAGGCAGAAUCGCUACCACAGACGUCGCCCAUUUCACUGCCCCAUCUACGAAAACUCACCGUCAAAGCCGACCACCUCGUAAUGUCCCUUCCGGCCAUUCUGCGCUCGGCAGGCGCCUCUCUGGAGCUUGUUGAAUUGCGUAUACCACCGGCUGUUCUUUCGAACAUCCUGCCAGACAUGCUCGACUUCUCCCAGAACCAAAACUUAAAGAGGCUGGAGAUCACUGGAUGCUUGGACCCUUACUGCAGCGGAUGGGGUGACUGUCUGGCCCCCACUAUCUCGCAGCUCAACGCUCGGCAUGACUCUCUGAUCGACCUGCAUCUCUACAUUACCAGCACUCCCGCCUCCUUCAAUAUUUUGGCAAACUUGCCCCCGAUCCGAGUAGGCCAUGUAAAGAACCCGGGGAGCUUCUCGGCCGGGAGCGAACACUACUCCUCGGAUGCGGCGCAUCAAGCACGGCGAUAUGUGGCGGGCCAUCUUCUGCGACGCUUCCCUGACCUUCGCACAUAUCCGACCCGUGUGCGUUUUGCGUCACAUCUCGACCUCUGCGGUGGGGCAUUGCUGAAUGAGGGGCUUGAACAACGAAGGAUCAUCAAAGGCCUGUGGAGCGUCCCUAUGUUCGAUGUUUGACCCACGGAGGACAGUAGAAUAACACUGGUGCUCUGAAUCACUUUAUGUUACUUGUCGUUUUCGAGUAGACUCCAUGAAGCGUUGUCUAUGUCACGCAUAUAGUCAGCUUGUCGACUCUCGACGCCAUGAUGUGUUGCAUCGAUUGCGAAUGCCACUCAUGCCAAAC